This is a messenger RNA of Laetiporus sulphureus 93-53, 345 nucleotides long. RefSeq lists its product as uncharacterized. Bases 1 to 345 code for a protein of 114 amino acids. The transcript is spliced from 3 exons. NCBI's taxonomy places the organism in Eukaryota, Fungi, Basidiomycota, Agaricomycetes, Polyporales, Laetiporaceae. The record is from RefSeq and is a predicted model, not a curated record.
AUGUCGAUCGCCUCGGAGCCCACUCUUUACAAAUUCGUCGUCUGGGCUCCGGACAUGACGGAUCCCGAUGCGCUCCAGCGCCGCCUCUCUGUUCGCGAGCGGCAUCUGGCGAGGGCAACCGACUUGCACAAUUCUAAGCAAUGGAAGGUCGGAGGCGCGUUGCUCACGCCCGAGUCGAUCGCGUCUCCUGACGCAGAGAAGAAGAUGAUUGGAUCCAUGAUUAUUUGCGAGGCGGAGAGCAUCGAGGCUGUGAGGAAGAUGAUCGAGUCUGACAUCUACUAUACUUCGAAUGUGUGGGACAAGGAGAAGCUGCAGAUCUUCCCCUACUUGACCAGGGAUCUGUGA